Messenger RNA from Vicia villosa (hairy vetch), 1725 nucleotides. Its product is annotated as triacylglycerol lipase 2-like. Lineage: Eukaryota; Viridiplantae; Streptophyta; Magnoliopsida; Fabales; Fabaceae. Gene Ontology annotation, molecular function: hydrolase activity, acting on ester bonds. Gene Ontology annotation, biological process: lipid metabolic process. The transcript has 9 exons. Bases 86 to 1324 code for a protein of 412 amino acids. The record is from RefSeq and is a predicted model, not a curated record.
AUAUUGCCAAGUUUUCCAUUUUAUUUCCCAGUUUCUCUUCAAUCUCACAUCUUCUACAAAACAACAUAUCCAAAAAAAUAAAUAAAUGAACUCCGCAGUUUUGACCCUCUUUAUUUUAGUUUUAGCAACUCAUUAUCAAACAUGCGCUUCUCGUUAUUAUGAAACUUGGACUUCAAAAUAUAAUUUUUUUGGCAAGCCGAAUUCUUUCAAUAAGGGUUUAUGCGCUGAUUCAAUCACUACCCAGGGAUACGAAUGCCAUGAAUUUGAAGUUGUAACAAAUGAUGGAUAUAUUCUUAGCAUUCAAAGGAUUCCAGUAGGACGAUCUCAGAUUAGUCAAAACGCGACUGUGAAGGAGCCCGUGAUAAUACAACAUGGAAUUAUGAUGGAUGGAUCAUCGUGGUUUAUGAACAAACCAAACCAAAACCUGCCUAUGAUUCUGGCUGAUAAUGGCUUCGAUGUUUGGAUUACUAAUGCCAGAGGAACCAAAUAUAGUCGCAAACACACUUUCUUAGAACCCUCUAACGAGAAUUAUUGGAAUUGGUCUUGGGAUGAAUUGGUUAGUGAUGAAAUGCCUGCUAUUUUUGAUUUUGUCUUCAACAAAACAGGGCAGAAGAUAAAUUAUCUUGGUCAUUCUUUGGGGACUUUGGUAGCUUUGGUAUCUUUGUCAGAGGGUAAAUGGAUAAAUCAGGUUAAAUCAGUAGCAUUGUUGAGUCCUAUUGCCUAUUUGAGAAAUAUGAAAACUGCAGUUGGAGUUAUGAGUGCAAACUAUGUAAUCGGCAAGAAAUUUACUCCAAGGGACAUUACUGAAUUUGAUCCCAAAGGACAAAGAGUCCUUGACUUUGUCAAUGGUAUUUGUGAUCAUUCUGGACUAAACUGCAACGACCUGUUUACUGCAAUAACCGGUGAAAAUUGUUGCUUAGAUGAAGCAGCAUUUGUUGAAUUCCUGAAAGUUGAACCUCAAUCAACGUCAAAAAAGAUGAUGUUUCAUUUAGCUCGCACAUUUUUAAGUGAUAGUUUGACGAAAUUCGAUUAUGGGAGAGGACUUAUAAACAUGAAGCAUUAUGGACAACAAAACCCUCCGGCCUACAACCUCUCAAACAUUCCUAACAAUAUUCCAUUUUUCAUGAGCUAUGGUGGUCGAGACGCGCUCUCCGAUGUUGUCGAUGUUAAGAAACUACUUAAUAUACACUUUCAGAACCAUGAAGCAGGCAAGCUUAAUGUUCAGUUCAUUCAAGAAUAUGCUCAUGCUGACUACAUGAUGGCUGUGAAUGCCAAUGAGUUGGUGUACAAAAAUGUUUCAUCAUUUUUCAAGCAGAAAUUUUGACUCAUGAAUAGUUAUGGUGCUUAAGCUUCUCAAUUUUCCCUAAUGGAAUCUUAGAAAGAGUUACAAAUUUAUAUAUAGAAAAGUAACUAAUUGCUAUUGCUAAACUUAAUGUAAAUUUGUCUAUAAAUGUUAAUAUAAGUUUUAGGUGUUUUAUGGGUGUUAGCAUGUACACAUACUUGUAAAUUAUUAUUGGCCUUUUCUCUAAAUGGUGGAAGCAUUUCUCAUGUUUGGAGUGGUCAUACUCUAGACAUUCUUAUACAUGUACAAACUCAUUUGUAUUUUUUUUUCUUGGAUUAAAGUUCAAUAUAACUAAAGAAAGUAUUAUGUGAAAGUGAAAAGGAUGUCAUGUGAAAGUGAAAAGGAUGUCAAAUGAAAACAGUUAUAAAGAGAUUAUGAGAUUA